This is a messenger RNA of Triticum aestivum (bread wheat), 2145 nucleotides long. Its product is annotated as probable proline transporter 2. Lineage: Eukaryota; Viridiplantae; Streptophyta; Magnoliopsida; Poales; Poaceae. The transcript is spliced from 4 exons. The coding region runs from base 304 to 1608 and encodes 434 amino acids. The record is from RefSeq and is a predicted model, not a curated record.
CUCCCUUCCAUUUUCCUCUUCCGGCUGUCAACCAAGCAAAACCCAUAAACGCGGCCGAUCGAUGCAUGGUGUGCCGCCGCGCGUUUUCUCCUAUCGAUCGAAUUUGUGCCAGCUGAUUUGGAUCCAACAACGAAAUUGUCACUUGGAAGUGAACUGUUGAGUUCAUCCGGCACGACCCGAUCAAGGAAUGGCGAGCCGAUUUGGAUCCAUCCGGACCCCAUCGAAUAUUGCUAGCAUUUGAUUCAAGUGAACUGCUGAGUUGAGUUCUACAUCCGGCCGGACCCGAUCGAUCAACCCCAAGGAAUGGCGGCCAUGAUGGAGGAGGUGCCGGAUCAGAUGGGCAUCGACGACCAGAGUGCCCACCAGAUUGGCGUCGAUCCAUGGUACCAGGUGGCAUUCGUGCUGACCACCGGGGUGAACAGCGCCUACGUGCUGGGCUACUCGGGCUCGCUGAUGGUCCCGCUGGGCUGGGUGGGCGGCACCGUGGGCCUCCUCCUGGCGGCCGCCGUGUCCAUGUACGCCAACGCGCUGCUCGGCCGCCUCCACCUGCUCGGCGGCAAGCGUCACAUCAGGUACAGGGACCUCGCCGGCCACAUCUACGGGCCCAAGAUGUACAAGAUCACCUGGGCGAUGCAGUACAUCAACCUCUUCAUGAUCAACACAGGCUUCAUCAUAAUAGCAGGGCAAGCACUCAAGGCGCUGUAUUUGCUGGUGAGUGCGGACGGGGCUAUGAAGCUGCCCUACUGCAUCGCGGUGUCCGGGUUCGUGUGCGCGCUCUUCGCGUUCGGGAUCCCGUACCUGUCGGCCCUGAGGAUCUGGCUGGGCUUCUCCACCAUCUUCAGCCUCACCUACAUCUUUGCAGCCUGCGUGCUGUCGCUCAAGGACGGCUUCCGCAAUCCGCCUCGGGACUACAGCAUCCAAGGAGACCCGUCCAGCAGGGUGUUCACCACCAUCGGCGCGGCGGCAAGCCUGGUGUUCGCCUACAACACCGGCAUGCUGCCGGAGAUCCAGGCCACCGUCCAGGCGCCCGUGGUGAAGAACAUGGAGAAGGCGCUGUGGUUCCAGUUCACCGCCGGCUCCCUGCCCCUUUACGCCAUCAUAGUCAUCGGCUACUGGGCCUACGGCAACCAGACCACCACCUACCUGCUCAACAACGUCACUGGGCCCCUGUGGAUCAAGGCAGUUGCCAACCUCGCUGCCUUCCUCCAGACAGUCAUAGCACUACACAUCUUUGCGUCGCCCAUGUACGAGUACCUGGACACCCGGUUCGGGAGCAAGGUGGGAGGCCCGUUCGCGAUGCACAACGUGAUAUUCAGGGUCGGGGUGAGGGGAGGCUACCUGGCCGUCAACACGCUCAUGGCGGCGGCGCUGCCCUUCCUGGGGGACUUCAUGAGCCUCACGGGGGCGCUCAGCACAUUCCCGCUCACCUUCGUGCUCGCCAACCACAUGUACCUCGUCGCCAACAGGCAGCGACUCUCCUCGCUGCAGAAGUCAUGGCACUGGCUCAACAUCGUCUUCUUCACCGUUCUCUCCAUCACCGCCGCCAUCGCCGCGCUCAGGCUCAUCGCCCGCGACUCGAAGACAUACCAUAUCUUCGCCGAUGUCUGACUCUCUUUCUCACUCACCAAGCUGCUUCUCUGAGGAGUGAGGAUAGUUUCCCUUCAUCGACGCAACUAGCCGCAUGAUGUAGCAUGCCUUACCUUCAUUUAGCGCUUCCAUUAACUAUUGCGCGUGUGUGUGUGUGUUCGCGACAACAAUAGCUAGCCAACUACUACUAGUACACAACUGUGUUGUCGCAUAGUACUGAGCUGUUACUGAAAAUGGCCUAGCGUAGUUUUGGCUUGACGUACGCCUUUGAACAACCAAAGUCGUGAGCAAAAACAAAUUAGGAAUUUGGAAUAAGUUCUGUGUGCGUGCUUGAGAAAUCACAAUGGAAACCAAAUAUUCGGUGACGCCAGCCACACAUUUAAGGUCCACAUUUGCUUUACAGAAAGCAGGGGAGGGCCUGUGGUCUCAUCAUGUUAUUAUUGUCUACAAGAAUGGGCUUUUGCACUGAGUCAACGGUCCAGCCCAUAUGUAUGAUCAGCAUUAGCCCAUGGAUGUUUUAGAAUCAAUAGCUUUAAAAAAAAUGAGUUGGGAGCUUUA